AUGGUUCCUCGACCUGACGCCUCUGCUUUGCGUGUCACUUGCUACAGGGCAAUCGGGACAGUGAGAGAUGCCCAAACAGUUGUCUCUGAAUGCAUAAAUGGGCGUUGGAAUCUGGUUCCACGAGGCCCAAACGAUUCAGAAGCUAUGCAGUUAACCCGAUAUGAUGCAGUUUUCGUCUUUGAAGUCAAGGGCCAAUGUCCCGACCCGACCGAGCGGCUUGAAGCAUCUGAGCCAAAAUUUGACAUCACGACCAUCUCAAGCAACGCUCGAGUCGACCUCAAACGGAAAUCUAUAACAAUCACCGUGGAUGGCCGAAAGUAUGGCGUUGUAGUGAUCUACAGAUCGCAAAGUCUUACGGAAUUUGAUCUACGGACCAGACACGACAACCGACUGGGAGACUCUCAUUCACAGUUGUCUUGGCCUUCCGAAUUAGUUCAGCCCAGAAGCCUUGCGAUACCCGAGACGUACAUUGGGGAUUGUAUGGCCAUCGCAGAAAGGGUACGACAAGGCUGGAAAGAUAAUGAAGAUCUGAGAAGAUAA
Messenger RNA from Fusarium venenatum, 540 nucleotides. RefSeq lists its product as uncharacterized. The record is from RefSeq and is a predicted model, not a curated record. Lineage: Eukaryota; Fungi; Ascomycota; Sordariomycetes; Hypocreales; Nectriaceae.